Molecule: messenger RNA, 1684 nt
Organism: Phanerochaete carnosa HHB-10118-sp
Lineage: Eukaryota; Fungi; Basidiomycota; Agaricomycetes; Polyporales; Phanerochaetaceae
Product: glycoside hydrolase family 92 protein
Exons: 12
Coding region: 11-1576 (521 amino acids)
Biological process (GO): carbohydrate metabolic process; glycoprotein catabolic process; protein deglycosylation
Cellular component (GO): nucleus; cytosol
Molecular function (GO): carbohydrate binding; peptide-N4-(N-acetyl-beta-glucosaminyl)asparagine amidase activity
Source: RefSeq, a predicted model, not a curated record
GUUUAUCAACAUGGCCCAGGCAUGCUCCAACGCAGAGAGCGAGAUACCAGACUGGGACUGGGACGCUGUGCAGAACGCUUCCGUGGACAAGUGGGAAGAUAUCCUGAGCCGUAUCGAGAUCGAUACCACGAAGGAGAACUCUACGGUCGUCGAGCUGCUGUACUCAUCGCUCUACCGCUCUCAGCUCGUUCCCGCCAACCUAACCCACGAGAAUCCGUACUGGGAAUCUCCUUACCCUUUCUACGAUGCCUUCUUCUGCUCCUGGGAUACGUUCAGAACCGUUCAUCCCUUGCUAUCUCUCACUUCACCUGUAGAAUGGGCAGAGAUAGUAAAUGCUUAUGUCGACGGCUGGAGGCACACAGGCUAUAUACCUGAGUGUCGCGCGAACACCAAAAAAGGGUAUGUACAGGGCGGGGACGACGGAAUGCCCAUCCUGGGCGAUUUUGCUGUCAAGUAUGGCUCCAGGGCUUCGGAGCUGGGCGUGCCCAUCGACGACCUGUAUCAAGCACUCGUAGACACGGCCGAAAAUACACCUCCGGACUGGUACAUGGUCGGUCGCCAGAACACAGCAUGGAAAAUGUUUGACUACAUUCCGACAAACUGGACGGACCCUUCGGGUGCGACAGGAUUGAUGACGCGCGAGGCGUCUCGCACGCUUGAGUACGCCCUUGGGGACUUUGCCGUGCGCCAAGCUGGUGUAGCCCUCAACAAGUCCCUCGACGACAUCUUCAAGUACGGCAACAGGUCUAUGGGCUUCGUCAACGUCUGGGACCCCAACGUUACCAGCGAUGGAUUCACCGGGUUCGCCCAGCGAAGGUUCGCGAAUGGGACCUUCGCAUUCAGUGACCCUGUAGACUGUUCGCCACUUGAUACUGUCGGUCAUUCUUGCGCGCGGGGAACAGACAACGAUGUCGGUUUCUAUGAGUCUUCUUCAUGGGAAUACAGCUUCUUCGCGCCUCACUCAAUGGCGACUGUAGUUGAACUGAUGGGUGGAAACGAUACCUUUGUCAGCCGAGUGGAGCACUACUUCACCAAGGGAUAUUUCCUCGCGGGAAACGAGCCAUCUUUUGAGAUGCCCCUUGCCUAUCACUACGCCAACAGGCCCGAUCUUUCUGCCCUUCGUAUGCGGGAGGUUGUCUUCGAGAACUUCAACACCGGAAUAGGCGGGAUCCCCGGAAACGACGACAGCGGCGCCAUGGCUGCCCUCCUGUCCUUCCACAUCCUGGGACUGUAUCCCGUCCCAUCCUCGAAGCAGCUCCUGCUCAACUCUCCGCUCGUGUCCGCCUUCAAGCUCCGGAACGACUUCUUCGGCACCACCACCACGUUCACCGUCUCCGGCUUCGAUCCCGCGUCCGUCGCACCGACGCCGCCGGAGACGGCGCGCGUCUACGUGACGAACGUGACCGUGAACGGCGUCCCGCAGAAGUCGAUCUGCUGGCUGUCGUUUGACGAUGUGGUCGGCGGUGGCGAAAUUGUGAUUACUGUCGACUCCGAUGCGGACGCCGCGAGUGCCAGGGGUUGCGGAGGAAAUGGCACCUUACCGGAUUCGCUUGCUACGGGAGGCUUCCCCAUCUAGAGGUAGCACAAGCACACAGGCGGACGCAGUACAUAUACAUAUAUUGGAUUUGUACACUAGCGAGACAUACAAUUGGCUGGGUGCGCUAUUGUGCCUCCCAGUCUCCGC